AGAAAGCUCUGUCUCGUUGGUCCGGGCCGCCGCCGCUCUGCGCGGGCACCGGAAGCGAGCGGUACCGGUCAUCAUGGAGGCGGCAGCGGCCGUGCGGCUGUGGGUGAAGACGGAGCCAUUCGUGGUGGGGGUCCUGCCCACUCCGCCGCCCGCCCGCCUCGGCCCGCACUAUCUCCGGAAGAUGGCGGCCUACGCCCGAGCGCGGGCGGCCGAGGGCUGCUUCCCGCGGCUGUCGUGGCCCCGCUGGCGGCACAUCGCCUGCGGGAAGCUGCAGCUGGACCGCGGCCUAGCCUGGCUCUACUUCGAGCUCUUCCACAGCGUUCUCCGGCCCGACCCGCCGCGCAGCCUUGAGUGGGCAGAGGCCGAGGCAACCUGUGCCAGCGCCGAGGAGCUGGAACAGGAGCGGAGCAAGCUGUCGGUGGACACGCUGCAGUUCCUGCUCUUCCUGUACAUCCAGCAGGUAAGCAAGAUGUCUCUGCGGAGGUCUCUGAUCGGGGAGGAGUGGCCCAGCCCCCGGACCAAGUCUCCCAGCCUGACUGGAAAAUCAGCCAGCGAGAGCAAGAUCUGGAACGAUCAGGACCACCGUGCCUUUGUGCAGAGCCACCUCUUGGAGAUGCUUGAACUGCUGUUGGAGCCUGAGCAGCUCAGUGCCUCCUCCCAUUCAACCCAGAGCAGCCUGGUGUCCUAUGAAGCUGUCUGUGCCCUCAGCUUCCUUAUUGAAGGAACUGUGAACAAAUCCAGGACGGUCCAUCCACUGCACGAGCUUGCCGUCUGGCAGUCCUGUCCUGGGCAGAAUGGCUACUCAAAGAUCUCUAGAGCCUUCUCUUUCCCCAAGCUAGAGAGCUGGCUGCGGUCUUGCCUGACAACAAACCCUUUUGGAAUGACUGCCUGCCUCAAGUCUGGGAAGAAACUCGCAUGGGCACAGCAAGUUGAAGGAACAACCAGAAGAGCAAAGAUUGCCUGCAAUACUUGUGUGGUGCCUGAGGUGUUUCCCAUGGUGAUAAUGAGUCAAGUGUACAAGCAGACGCUGGCCAAGAGCUCGGACACCCUGGUAGGGGCUCAUGUAAGAAUUCAUCGCUGCAAUGAGUCCUUCAUUUACCUCCUCUCUCCCCUCCGGUCUGUGACCAUUGAGAAGUGCCGGAAUAGCACUUUUGUCCUCGGCCCUGUGCAGGCAUCUGUGCACGUCCACAGCUGUGACAGCAUCAAGGUCAUCGUGGUUUGCCAUCGUUUGUCCCUUUCUUCCACUGCUGGCUGUACUUUUUACGCUCUCACACCUACCCAGCCUCUCAUCCUCUCGGGGAACCGAGCAGUCAGCUUUGCCCCUUUCCACACCCACUAUCCGAUGCUUGAAGACCACAUGGCUCAGGUGGGCUUGGCCACUCUGCCAAACUACUGGGACAGUCCCAUGCUGGUGUGCAAAGAGAGCAGUGACAAGAGUGUUUUCCGCCUCCUGCCACCUUCGGACUUCUACACCUUCGUGAUUCCUUUUGAGAUGGAAGGAGACACCACGGAGACGCCAGGUGGGCUUCCCCAUGCGUAUCAGAAGGCGCUGAGUCAGCGGGAGCAGAACGUGCAGAUAUGGCAGAAAACUGUGAAGGAGGCAGGCCUGACCAAGGAUCAGAGGAAACAGUUCCAGAUACUGGUAGAAACCAAGUUUUAUGAAUGGCUGGUUCAGACAGGGAACCGUCAGCAGCUGGAUAGCCUUGUCCCUCCUGCAGUAGGCUCCAAGCAGGCAGCAGGAUAGCAUCCCAUUCCUGUGCAGCAAAAGGAAUGGAAGGCAGAAGUGGUUUAGGAGCCAGAGACAAGCCUUUAUCAUGCUUUUCCACAAGUUUUUGGUGGCCCAGAUGGGACACUAUUUGGACUGGACCUUGCUUGGGGAAUCAUCGCAGCCAGAGGGAUUCGCCAGAUGAACUCCAGCACACACCGGUGUGAUUAUCCGGGGACUUUCCUGGCGAACCCCUGGUUGUGGUGAGUUCUUGAGCGAUGUCCUAUACAAGAUAUUGUUACUAUUAUUUCUGUUUUGAUUUCACCCCCUGAGCAACUUGUAUCAGAAAAGAUACGUAUCAGAGGAGUAAAAGGCACCUGAAGGUAUUCCCGUGCAUGAUUACGGUGGUGACUGGAGCAUGUGGAGUUUGGAUUAUUGUUAUAUUCCUAAGAAUUGGUUUGGGAUGCAUAUUGGCCCAUCAGGGCAAAUAUAGGGGAGAUCUUUUAACUUGGAAGAAGUUCUCUCUCACUUUUUAUCUGGCACCAUGCUCAGUUUUUCCUAUGCUGAGGGGCCACCACUGAUUACAAGACACUGUUAGCUUAACUGAACAUAGUGCCUGUUUAGCAUGAGAGGCAAGAGGGACUUUUAACCAAUAAGUAAAGGGUGGAAUACUAAUUGAUUGUGUAACUCUCAAACAAAGGACACUGAUUACAUUGUCAAAAUAUAUAAAUAGCUUAAAGUUACGAUCCUGGGGGUGCUUGAUUUGUGGAGACUUCUGAGCACUGUGCAGAGAGUAAACAAUGUCUCCUUUCUGAACUAGACUCCGUGUCUUUGUUUAGAAAGUCCCAAAUCGGCAACAAAGCCAUUAGAAACUUUGGUUUGUUUUUUUUCCCCUUUUCUUUAUUCUCUAAGUUGCUUAUUCACUGUUGGUGCUGUAGUAAAAUUUUCUCCUCUUAU
This is a messenger RNA of Pezoporus flaviventris, 2662 nucleotides long. RefSeq names its product TBCC domain containing 1 (gene TBCCD1). NCBI's taxonomy places the organism in Eukaryota, Metazoa, Chordata, Aves, Psittaciformes, Psittacidae. Gene Ontology annotation, biological process: maintenance of centrosome location; maintenance of Golgi location. Gene Ontology annotation, cellular component: spindle pole centrosome. The coding region runs from base 74 to 1744 and encodes 556 amino acids. The transcript is spliced from 7 exons. The record is from RefSeq and is a predicted model, not a curated record.